Messenger RNA from Spirodela intermedia, 369 nucleotides. Lineage: Eukaryota; Viridiplantae; Streptophyta; Magnoliopsida; Alismatales; Araceae. The record is from the annotation of a GenBank genome assembly.
AUGGCCACCGCUAGGUCCUUGUCCAUCUUCAUGGCUCUCGCUGUGCUCCUAGCCUCGGUGGCCUUCCCUGCGGCGGCGAGCCAGCUGAACCUCUACAAGGGGGCUUCGUGCACCGGCCGCUUCACCGUGUGCUGGGACCGACAGUGCUGCGACAUUCCUUCCGAUGCCGUCAGCUACAAAUUCUACUACAACCCGGACUGGAGGGCCUACUUUUUCGGCGACGCCGAGUGCACCGGCAGCGCAAGCAAUGUAGUUAGUAACAGCAUUGACUGCGUAAAUGAGGUGACCUUCAAGAGCGCCCUCCUCACCGAUGAGAGCUCUAUAGAGAUGGUGACCGAGAAGCAACCUCCGAUCGACGAGUCAGAGUAA